This is a messenger RNA of Penicillium psychrosexuale, 594 nucleotides long. RefSeq lists its product as uncharacterized. The transcript has 2 exons. Gene Ontology annotation, molecular function: hydrolase activity. The record is from RefSeq and is a predicted model, not a curated record. NCBI's taxonomy places the organism in Eukaryota, Fungi, Ascomycota, Eurotiomycetes, Eurotiales, Aspergillaceae. The coding region runs from base 1 to 594 and encodes 197 amino acids.
AUGAGUGGCUCUAGCCACGCCAGCCAGCUGCUCGCUGACGUGUCUCAUCAUCAAACCCGACGUACCAGAUGGUGGCAUCCUUAUACUGGUGAUCUCACACAGUCUGGAUCUUUUCAGGAACUUCAGGACGCACUUGCCUGGCUACGUAACCUACCUCAUGCUAUUAAAAUAGUGAUUGCUGGUAAUCAUGAGCUAUUACUUGAUUCAGCUUGGGAUAAUUCGCUAGGUCGAGCAGCCUUUGAGCGAGCUCAACUCUACUGGGGCGAUAUUAUCUACCUGGAAAAUGAGGAGGUAACAGUUUCCUGCCCGAAUGGUCGCCAGCUUAAGGUCUAUGGAAGCCCUUAUUCUCCCCGUCAUGGUAACUGGGCCUUCCAAUAUCCUCGAAAUCAAGAUAUAUGGGCUACCUUAGUACCAGAUGGAAUUGACGUGCUGAUUACUCAUGGUCCGCCCCAUGCUCAUCUUGACCUACUCAAAUCGGUUGUCCUCAUCUACUACAGACGCUAUGGAGAGUUCGACCAAGGCUCCAUAUAUGAGGCGUACGAGCGCACUAUCGCUGCAGAAGGGGGCCUUAAGAAUCUUCUGCUUACAACGUAG